This is a messenger RNA of Penicillium maclennaniae, 1698 nucleotides long. RefSeq names its product serine hydrolase domain-containing protein. Bases 1 to 1698 code for a protein of 565 amino acids. The transcript has 4 exons. Lineage: Eukaryota; Fungi; Ascomycota; Eurotiomycetes; Eurotiales; Aspergillaceae. The record is from RefSeq and is a predicted model, not a curated record.
AUGUAUUCAUUCAGGCUUCUGUCAUUAUUGCCAGUAUUGUGCAUCUCUGUUGCCAAUGCGCUCAAUCCCUGCCCUAUCCUGGGCCCUCUCUGGCCUGCUGCAACAGGCCUCUCCUCCGACCCAGUGGUCAGUGAGGCUUUACAGAAUGUCACCACAACAAUUCAACAAGCAAUUGAUGCAGGGAACUUCUCGUCAGAUUCAAUCUCUCUACAGAUCUUUGAUGCAAAUGACCCUGAUGCACUGCUCAGCUUGUUCUACACUGCCGCUGACAUCAACACCACUCUCGGUGUGAGCGAGGUCGAUGAGAAUACCGUAUUCCGCAUCGGAAGUACCUCGAAGCUUCUCACCAUGUUCACGCUGUUGAUCGAAAAUGGCUUCGGUGCCAUGCAAGAUCCAGUUGCGGAUUACAUUCCCGAGUUGCGCGACGCUGUCGUUGACCUCCUUCGGAACUCCACAAACUGGGACAAUGGGAUCGACUUUACCAAGUGGAACGAGGUGACUGUGGGAGAAUUGGCAACUCACUUGGCCGGUAUUGGACGAGACUAUGGCGUCCUUGAUCUUACCGAGGAGGCUUCGACCGUCGAGGCAUUGGGGUUCCCUGCUUUGCCAGAAUCUCAAAUCCCUACCUGUGGUCUACCUGAUCCCUGUGAUAGAAAGCAAUUCUUCGAAGGGAUGGUUCAGAGACACCCGAUUGUACCCACAUCGAGAACCCCCAUCUACUCCAACGCCGCUUUCCAAAUUCUUGGAUAUGUCGUGGAGGCAAUGGCAGGUGAGACAUUCAAGAAUGUCUUUUCCUAUGAUAUUCUGAAGCCAUUCAAUCUCAGCCGGACAUUUUACGACACCCCCGAUACCUCGCUCGGCGUCAUCCCCAACAAAGAAGGCUUGAAGUACUGGAACUUCCCAAUGGGCGAUGAGACACCUGCGGGAGGCAUUUACUCCUCCGCCAAAGACAUGGCCACCAUAGGGCGAGCCAUUCUCAGCAGCACCCUUCUCCCUUCAGCCCUUACCAGACGCUGGUUGAAGCCUGUCUCCCACACAUCAUCUCUAGACUAUGGAGUCGGAGCCCCCUGGGAAAUCCUGUCGUUUAAUAAUGAGCGCCCGAUCGAUCUCUAUACCAAAUCCGGAGACAUCGGCGCAUAUUCAUCUGUAUUUGCUCUAUCCCCCGACCACGGCGUCGGCUUCAUUGUCCUUGGCGCAGGCGCCAACACCCACGAAUCACUUUCACUCGCCUCAGACCUAGUCUCAGCGAUCCUAAUCCCCGCCCUCGAGAAAAGUGCCAAGAACCAAGCAGCCAAGCGCUUCGCAGGGACUUACGCCCUAGAUAGCGUCAACUCUACAAUAACUAUCGGCACCGACAAUGGCCCGGGCCUAGUAGUCACGAAAUGGAUCAACAACUCCUCAUCCAUGAUCGCGGCCUUCAUGGCACUAUGUGGAAUGAAAAGCCCCUCGCAGCUCAGCAUACGUCUGUAUCCCACAGGCCUGGAAAGCCCAGGCAAAAUCUCCUUCCGCGCCGUCACACCACCGCCCCUGCCAUCUGGAAUCGGUCCCUUUACUUCAUCCUGUAUUACCUGGUUCACAGUUGACUCGCAUGUGUAUGGGAAUGUGGGCAUUGAUGAGUUUGUGUUUAAUCUGGAUGAGACCGGGAAUGCAGUGAGCGUGACUCCAAGGGUGCUGCGCACGACUUUGAAAAAGACCUAG